Molecule: messenger RNA, 2082 nt
Organism: Phytophthora sojae
Lineage: Eukaryota; Oomycota; Peronosporomycetes; Peronosporales; Peronosporaceae
Exons: 6
Coding region: 1-1908 (635 amino acids)
Cellular component (GO): cytosol; ribonucleoprotein complex
Molecular function (GO): GTPase activity; GTP binding
Source: RefSeq, a predicted model, not a curated record
AUGUGGCUCCGCCGGUCCUGCCUGCCUGCUCUGACGCGUGCGCGCUCGAGCCAGCGCUCGUUGCUGCAGCGCAAUGCGCCCGCAAUGGCGCGUGCCUUCUCCACCGACUACUCGGCCGUCACGGCCGAGAACAUCCGCAACGUGGCUAUCGUUGCACACGUCGACCACGGCAAGACCACGUUGGUGGACCAGCUGCUCAAGCACGGCGGCACCACGCUCUCCGAGGAGCGCGUCAUGGACUCCAUUGACUUGGAGCGCGAGCGCGGCAUUACUAUCAUGUCCAAGUGCACGCGCGUCGAGUACAACGGCCACGUGCUCAACAUCGUGGACACCCCCGGUCACGCUGACUUCGGCGGUGAGGUGGAGCGCAUUUUGAGCAUGGUGGACGGUGUGGUCCUGGUUGUGGACGCCACGGAGGGACCUAUGUCGCAAACCAAGUUCGUGCUGACGAAGGCGCUGCACCGCGGACUGAAGCCUCUCGUGGUCGUCAACAAGGUGGACCGCGACACCAGCCGCCUCGACGGCUCGGUGGAGAACGAGCUUUUCGAUAUGUUCGUUGCACUUGACGCUGACGACGAUCAGCUCGAGUUCCCGGUGCUGUACGCGUCUGCCAAGCAGGGCUGGGCCGUGCACGACCUGGACAACGAGGGCGAGGCCCGCGACAGCAUGCUGCCUCUGCUGGACGAGAUCACUCGCUACGUGCCUGCACCGAACACCGAUGCCAGCAAGCCGUUCGCGAUGGCUGUCACCAUGAUUGGCCACGACCCGUACGUUGGUCGUCUGGCGACUGGCCGCGUUCACGCUGGAACUGUCAAGAUUGGAGACUCGAUCCAAGUGAUGAACCGCGACAGCAAGAAGCUCGAGACCGGCAGGGUGACGAAGAUGUUUGUGACCCGUGGUGUUGCCAAGUCGGAAAUCACGUCGGCCACCGCUGGCGAUAUCAUCACCAUCGCUGGUGUGAACGCAUACGUGUCUGAUACCAUCGCUGAUGUCAACGUGACGGAGCCCAUUCCGUCCCCGCAGCUGGACCCGCCCACCAUUUCGAUGACGUUUGGCGUAAACGACGCGCCGACCGCAGGCAAGGAUGGCAAGUUCCUCACGUCUUCUCACAUCAAGCAGCGUCUUGAGCGCGAGUGCGAGAACAAUGUUGCCAUUUCCAUUUCUCCUAGCACUUCUUCGGAAGCCUUUGACGUCCACGGCCGUGGUGAACUUCAGCUGGCCAUUCUGAUUGAAGAGAUGCGUCGCGAGGGCUUUGAGAUGUCCGUGUCGGCUCCCCAGGUUAUUUUCAAGACGGACCCCGAGACGAACCAGAAGCUGGAGCCUAUCGAAGAAGUGACGAUUGAUGUCGACUCCGACUUCUCUGGUACUGUUAUUGACAAGCUGUCCACUCGCGGAGGUGAGAUCAUCGAGUUCAAGGAGAUGCACGACAAAGUGCGUCUUCAGUUCCAGAUCCCCAGUCGCUGCCUCAUGGGCUACCGCAGUGAGUGGCAUUCUCAACUCGAUUUUCCACGGUUACUCUCCGUUCCAAGGCUCGGCCACUCCUCCGUCGAAGGGCAAGCUUAUCUCUUCAUCUGGAGGCGUGCUUACGCGCUCAACUCGCUCGAGGACCGCGGUGAGAUGUUCGUGAAGCCUGGCGACGAAGUGUACGAGGGUAUGAUUGUGGGUGAGCACAGCCGCCCCACGGACAUUGAGAUCAACCCCACCAAGGAGAAGAAGCUCACCAACAUGCGCGCUGCCGGCACUGACGAGAACAUCAAGCUGUCGCCGAUCCGCCAGAUGUCCCUGGAAGACGUCGUCACCUACAUUGGUGAGGACGAAAUGAUCGACGUGUCCCCGACCAAGAUUCGCAUGCGGAAGCGCGAGCUGACCGCCAACGGCCGCAAGCGCAUGCAGGGCAAGAAGAAGUAAGCUCGUCGCUCGGCAAGGCGUGGCGAUUUUACCGACAGCAUCCAUGGCGGCUCGCCGCCGGAGGCCUGGGCAAUUCGUAUUCAUCAUGUAUAGAGGCAACAGUAGACGAGUCACCAACACAUAGAGCAACUAGCGUGCAUGCACUUGCAAACAUGGCGUAUCUCUUUUCGUGUC